CGUCUUUGCGAAUCGCGAAUCCGUGUUGUGAUUGUUAUUGUUUUUACUUUGUUUUGAGUCGAAAGGUGCGAAUUGCAACUGCUAAAUAAAUAAAUUGGUGAAAAUGAAAAAUUUUCCAGUGUUCGUGUUUCCUGUAUCGUUAGAAUUUUAUUUAAAUGCGCGACAUACUCACAAGCAGCUGUUAACUGUAUAUAAUCCAUAUGACUUUUCUGUUAAUUUUAAAGUCCUAUGUACAUCACCCAACAAAUUUACUGUUCUCGACCCUGAAGGUGUGAUAGCGCCCCAAAGUUGCAUCGAUAUUGUUGUAAGAUAUACACAACCUUCCGUAUCGCACUGUAAUACAAUUGAAAAGUUUAGAAUAACAAUGUAUGACAAAAAUACCCAGCAGGCUCUAGGUAAAAGAGAUAUUCCUACAACAUUGAUUGAGGGUGAACCAAUGAGUAUUAAUCAAGAGAGCCUUGGAGAUAGCUUUCAUCCUUUGACAUCUCGUCCAGCACCCAUAAGGCCUACUGAAGAACAUUCGAAAGUUAGUUGCAGUCAUCCCUCUCACCAAAGGGAACAACAACCAAUGAACAUAGUAGCUGUAGCAGUAAGUAUAUGUUGCAUAGCAGCAUUACUGUUACCUACUCAGCCAGAUCCCGUUGUUAAAUCACAAUUGCCCGAAUGGCUUCAUAUUGGAUCAAACCUAAAAUUAGUUUUUUCCUUUGUACUGGGACUAGUUAGUAUGCUUGUAUUACGACCUUAGAAUGUAAGGUACUUAUUGUUACAAAACAUACUGAAAUUUUAGUUUUGCAUAUUAUUAAGUUUUUCAAGGAUUUUAUUAUUUAGGUUUAUAUUAUAAAUUAGCAAAUGUUUCUGCAUUUGACUUAAUUCAUGCUUAUUAAAAGAGAAAUAUGUAAAACUUUGAAAUGUUUGUAGUACUCAUUUAAAUUAUCAUAAUAUAUCAAAUGAUGGUAUUAAAAGCUACAUUGCAAUGCAAUGGACGGGUAUUAAAAAACAGUACUGUGUGUACAAUAUUGUAUUUAAAGCAUUUUUAUUUUUUUAAAUAAAUUAACAAGACAAUGAUUUUCAAGCUUUACAGUUAUGAAUGUAUAUAAUGUAUUGCUUUCAUUUUAAUUGGUUUUGUGAUACAAUUUUAUGGUGCUGAGUUAACAUUUUUUUUUUGUGUGAUACUAUGAAAUUGGAAUUAGUUAUAUUUUUAUUUUAAAUGUUUGCCUUUGUAACAAAGUAAUGUUUAUGAUAUUAAAUUAUUAUGUUACACAUUAUCCAUUGAGAAUAUAUGUAUCUGGUACAUAAUGAUGAAAAACCUAACAUAAAUUAAUUUUUUUAUUAGCAACAAUUCAUUUUAUGCUUAUACAAUAUUUCUAAAUAAAUACUAAUUACAUUUUUGUAGUGUAUAAAU
Pieris brassicae (large cabbage white) is the source of this 1402-nucleotide messenger RNA. RefSeq names its product motile sperm domain-containing protein 1-like. The record is from RefSeq and is a predicted model, not a curated record. Bases 104 to 745 code for a protein of 213 amino acids. Gene Ontology annotation, cellular component: cytoplasm. The transcript has 4 exons. Lineage: Eukaryota; Metazoa; Arthropoda; Insecta; Lepidoptera; Pieridae.